GAAUCAAGCUCAACAACUGAAGAAAUUUCAUCAUCUACCGAUUCCUCAUCUUCUACUACCCCCGAUAAAACACCAACAGACUCAAGCUCAUUAACUGAAGACAUUUCAUCCUCUACCGAUUCCUCAUCUUCUACUAACACCGAUACAACAGCCCCAGAACUGAGCACAACAACUGAAGAAAUUUCAUCUUCUACCGAUUCCUCAUCUUCUGCUAUCCCCGAUACAACACCAACGGAAUCAAGCUCAACAACUGAAGAAAUUUUAUCGUCUACCGAUUCCUCGUCUUCUACCAGCCCCGAUACAACACCAACGGAGUCAAGCUCAACAACUGAAGAAAUUUCAUCCUCCACCGAUUCUUCAUCUUCCGCCAUCCCCGAUACAACACCAACGGAAUCAAGCUCAACAACUGAAGAAAUUUUAUCCUUUACUGAUUCCUCAUCUUCUACCAAACCCAGUACAACACCAACGGUGUCAAGCUUAACGACUGAAGAAAUUUCAUACUCUACCGAUUCCUCAUCUUCUGCCUUCCCCGAUACAACACCAACGGAAUCAAGCUCAACAACUGAAGAAAUUUCAUCAUCUACCGAUUCCUCAUUUUCUACUACCCCCGAUACAACACCAACAGACUCAAGCUCAUCAACUGAAGACAUUUCAUCAUCUACCGAUUCCUCAUCUUCUACUAACCCCGAUGCAACACCAACGGAGUCAAGCUCAACAACUGAAGAAAUUUCAUCAUCUACCGAUUCCUCAUCUUCUACCAGCCCCGAUACAACACCAGCGGAGUUAAGCUCAACAUACAACACCAACGGUGUCAAUUUAUCGUCUACCGAUUCCUCAUCUUCUACCAGCCACGACACAACACCAGCGGAGUUAAGCUCAACAACUGAAGAAAUUUCAUCCUCCACCGAUUCCUCAUCUCCUGCCAUCCCCGAUACAAAACCAACGGAAUCAAGCUCAUCAACUGAAGAAAUUUUAUCGUCUACCGAUUCCUCAUCUUCUACGAAACCCAGUACAACACCAACGGUGUCAAGCUUAACGACUGAAGAAAUUUCAUACUCUACCGAUUCCUCAUCUUCUGCCAUCCCCGAUACAACACCAGCGGAGUUAAGCUCAACAACUGAAGAAAUUUCAUCCUCCACCGAUUCCUCAUCUUCUACCAGCCACGAUACAACACCAGCGGAGUUAAGCUCAACAACUGAAGAAAUUUCAUCCUCCAAUACAAAACCAACGGAGUCAAGCUCAACUACUGAAGGCAUUUCAUCAUCUUCUGCUAACACCGAAACAACACCAACGGAAUCCAGCUCAAGUACUGAAGAAAUUUCAUCGGAAUCAAGCUCAUCAACUGAAGAAAUUUCAUUGUCUACCGAUUUCUCAUCUUCUACAAACCCCGAUACAACACCAACAGAUUCAAGCUCAACAACUGAAGACAUUUCAUCAUCUACCGAUUCCUCGUCUUCUACUAACGCCAAUGCAACAAAAACGGAGUCAAGCUCAACAACUGAAGAAAUUUCAUUGUCUACCGAUUCCUCAUCUUCUACCAACCCCGAUACAACAAAAACGGAACCAAGCUCAACAACUGAAGAACUUUCAUACUCUACCGAUUCCUCAUCUUCUGUUAUCCCCGAUACAACACCAACGGAAUCAAGGUCAACAACUGAAGAAAUUUCAUCCUCUACCGAUUCCUCAUCUUCUACAAACCCAGAUACAACACCAACGGAGUCAAGUUCAACAACUGAAGAACUUUCAUACUCUACCGAUUCCUCAUCUUCUGCUAUCCCCGUUAAUCCCCCCGAAUCAAGCUCAACAACUGAAGAAAUUUCAUCCUCUACCGAUUCCUCAUCUUCUACAAACCCAGAUACAACACCAACGAAGUCAAGCUCAACAACUGAAGAAAUUUCAUUGUCUACCGAUUCUUCAUAUUCUACCAACCCCGAUACAACAGCAACGGAAUCAAGUUCAACAACUGAAGACAUUUCAUCAUCUACCGAUUCCUCAUCUUCUACUAACCACGGGACAACACUAACGGAGUCAAGCUCAACAACUGAAGAAAUUUCAUUGUCUACCGAUUACUCAUCUUCUACCAACCCCGAUACAACACCAACGGAGUCAAGCUCAACAACUGAAGGCAUUUCAUCAUCUUCUGCUAACACCGAAACAACACCAACGGAAUCAAGCUCAAGUACUGAAGAAAUUUCAUCGUCUACCGAAUUCUCAUCUUCAACGAACCCCGAUACAACACCAACAGACUCAAGCUCAACAACUGAAGACAUUUCAUCAUCUACCGAUUCCUCAUCUUCUACUAACCCUGUUACAAUACCAACGGAGUCAAGCUCAACAACUGAAGAAAUUUCAUUGUCUACCGAUUCCUCAUCUUCUACUGAGAAAAUUUCAUUGUCUACCGAUUCCUCAUCUUCUGCCAUCCCCGAUACAACACCAACGGAAUCAAGCUCAACAACUGAAGAAAUUUUAUCGUCUACCGAUUCCUCAUCUUCUACCAACCCCGAUACAACACCAACGGAAUCAAGCUCAACAAUUGAAGAAAUUUCAACUUCUACCGAUUCCUCAUCUUCUACUUACCCAGAUACAACACCAAAGGAAUCAAGCUCUUCAACUGAAGAAAUUUCAUUGUCUACCGAUUUCUCAUCUUCUACAAACCCCGAUACAACACCAACGGAAUCCAGUUCAACAACUGAAGACAUUUCAUCAUCUACCGAUUCUUCAUCUUCUACUAACCCCGGUACAACAUUAACGGAGUCAAGCUCAAAAACCGAAGAAAUUUCAUUGUCUAACGAUUCCUCAUCUUCUACUUACCCCGAUACAACACCAAAGGAAUCAAGCUCAUCAACUAAAGAAAUUUCAUCGUCUACCGAUUCCUCACCUUUUACUAACCCCGGUACAAAACCAAUGGAGUCAAGCUCAACAACUGAAGACAUUUCAUCAUCUACCGAUUCCUCGUCUUCUACUAACGCCGAUGCAACAAAAACGGAGUCAAGCUCAACAACUAAAGAAAUUUCAUUGUCUACCGAUUCCUCAUCUUCUACUAACCCAGUUACAAUACCAACGGAGUCAAACUCAACAACUGAAGAAAUUUCAUUGUCUACCGAUUCCUCAUCUUCUACAAACCCCUAUACAACACCAACAGAAUCAAGCUCAACAACUGAAGAAAAUUCAUCUUCUACCGAUUCCUCAUCUUCUACUAACCCAGAUACAACACCAAAGGAGUCAAGCUCAACAACUGAAGAAAUUUCAUUGUUUACCGAUUCCUCAUCUUCUACCAACCCCGAUACAACAAAAACGGAAUCAAGCUCAACAACUGAAGAACUUUCAUACUCUACCGAUUCCUCAUCUUCUGCUAUCCCCGAUACAACACCAACGGAAUCAAGCUCAACAACUGAUGAAAUUUUAUCGUCUACCGAUUCCUCAUCUUCUACCAAACAUAGUACGACACCAACGGUGUCAAGCUUAACGACUGAAGAAAUUUCAUACUCUACCGUUUCCUCAUUUUCUACUAACCCCCAUACAACGCCAACGGAAUCAAGCUCAACAACUGAAGGAAUUUCAUCUUCUACCGAUUCCUCAUCUUCUACUAACCCCGAUACAACACCAUUGGAGUCAAGCUCAAUAACUGAAGAAAUUUCAUCCUCUACCGAUUCCUCAUCUUCUACUUACCCAGUUACAACACCAACGGAGUCAAGCUCAACAACUGAUGAAAUUUUAUCGUCUACCGAUUCCUCAUCUUCUACCAAACAUAGUACAACACCAACGGAGUCAAACUUAACAACUGUGGAAAUUUCAUCCUCUACCGAUUCCUCAUCUCCUUCUUACACCGAUACAACACCAAAGGAGUCAAGCUCAUCAACUGAAGAAAUUUCAUCGUUUACCGAUUCCUCAUCUUCUACUUACCCCGAUACAACACCAACGGAGUCAAGGUCAACAACUGAAGAAAUUUCAUCCUCUACCGAUUCCUUAUCUUCUACUAAUCCCGAUACAACACCAACGGAGCCAAGCACAACGACUGAAGAAAUUACAUCGUCUACCGAUUCCUCAUCUUCUACUAACCCCGAUACAACACCAACAGACUCAAGCUCAACAACUGAAGAAAUUUCAUUCUCCACCGAUUUCCCAUCUUCUACCAACCUCGAUACAACAGCCCCAGAAAUGAGCUCAACUUCUUCUACUGAUUCUUCUUCUUCUGCUAACACCGAAACAACACCAACAGAAUCAAGCUCAACAACUGAAGGAAUUUCAUCAUCUGCCGAUUUCUCAUCUUUUACCAACCCCGAUACAAUAUCACCAGAAAUAGGCUCAACAACUGAAGAAAUUUCAUCCUCCACCGAUUCCUCAUUUUCUACCAACUCUGAAAGUUCUUUUUCAAAAUUAAAUACUUCAAAUGGAAGACAAGUAGAAGAAGAAGCCGAAAAUAAUCGAUCACGAGAAAUAGUUCACCAAUCUCGGAAACUUCUUUCAACAAAUUUCGAUGAAGAUGUUAAUUCCAAGGAAGAAAUCCCAAAGCGAACAAAGCGUUCCUGGAUUAAACUCUUACGGAAUUAUCGAACACAAAGGGGUAGAUCUGCUUUCAAUCGUACAAGUUACCAUUGUUAUAAAACUGUUUACUUAGAUGAAUGUGGUAAGAAGUUUGUUAAACGUGGAUGUGUUAAAGUGCCUGCGGCUUUGAAUGCUUGUGACAUGCUUAAAGGUUCUAAUGGAAAAACAUUGGUAAAAUGUAAUAUUUGCACUUAUGAUAAGUGCAACAAAAGCAGUACCAUCCAAAUAUCGUGGGUAUUGAUAACGAUUGCAUUUUUGAAAGGUUUACAAUUAAGUUUAUGUUGACAUUGUUUUUGCAUAAAGCGUAGUGUAGCUCAGCAUUUGAUUUAUUUGUAAAUUGUUUAUAUUUUAAUUAAUGUUAUACAAUAAGCUUCGUUUUUGUUUUUGUACAUAUGUUUUUGUAAAUAUGUCAUUAAAAAAGUAAUCCGAAUUGUUCGUUCUAAUUUGGCAAUCCUCUCAGCUGUCAAUGAGAAAGAUUUGACAGAUUCAAACUGUUUUGUUUGAACUGUUGCUAGUUUAGU
Molecule: messenger RNA, 5066 nt
Organism: Eupeodes corollae
Lineage: Eukaryota; Metazoa; Arthropoda; Insecta; Diptera; Syrphidae
Product: mucin-2-like
Exons: 7
Source: RefSeq, a predicted model, not a curated record